UAGACUACCCAAAAGUGCUGCUUUGCUAUAUCAGCCCCCCUAAGGCUUUCUUCUAAGUUGUGAAGGCAGUGAGAGAGGAAACACAGAAGCAGCAGCAGCAGCAGCAGCCUUGAAGCUAGUCUAAACUAGUGGAAGGUUGUCUGUUAAGACUCCAACUACAUAUGGCACGCGGCAAGGUACAGCUUAGGCGCAUCGAGAACCCAGUGCAUCGCCAAGUCACCUUCUGCAAACGGCGAGCUGGGCUGCUGAAGAAGGCCAAGGAGCUCUCUGUGUUGUGUGAUGCUGACAUUGGCCUCAUCAUCUUCUCCACCCAUGGGAAGCUUUAUGAACUUGCUACCAAGGGAACCAUGCAAGGCUUGAUUGAGAGGUACAUGAAGUCAGCACAGGGAGCACAUGGGCAAGAAAGUGAAGCAAGUUUUACCAGGGGGUCUGAGCAACAGAUAUCCAUGAUGAACCAAGAGAUACAGCUGUUGCAGAAGGGCCUCGGUUACAUGUUCGGAGGGGGAACAGCAAACAUGACACUCGACGAACUGCACUUGCUGGAGAGGCACCUCGAGCUGUGGAUGUGUCAGAUACGCACAGCCAAGAAUGAUAUCAUGUUUCAAGAGAUAGAGCUGCUGAAAAACAAGGAGGACGUUCUCAAGGCAACACAUGGUUUUCUUCAAGGGAAGCUGGAUGAGCAAAGUGGGUUCUACGAUGUGCCCAACAUGUUUGAAGGCAUUCCAUAUCCAUUAACCAUUCCUAACGAAAUAUUUCAAAUGUAAUGAGUCUUAACUAACUUAGGUCUGGGUGAUAAGGGACACCAUUUAUAUAUAUAUAUAUAUAUUGUGUUUGACUACAUCAUGUAUUAGCAUGGCGCGGACUGAUCAUAUAUAGCCAGUAGUGUGCCUUAUGUAAUUUGAAAUUUGAAUAUGCUUGAUUGUCACUUUGCGUGCAUGUAAUAUUAAUCUCAACAU
Messenger RNA from Nymphaea colorata (pocket water lily), 956 nucleotides. Its product is annotated as agamous-like MADS-box protein AGL12. Gene Ontology annotation, biological process: positive regulation of transcription by RNA polymerase II. The record is from RefSeq and is a predicted model, not a curated record. NCBI's taxonomy places the organism in Eukaryota, Viridiplantae, Streptophyta, Magnoliopsida, Nymphaeales, Nymphaeaceae. The coding region runs from base 162 to 764 and encodes 200 amino acids. Gene Ontology annotation, cellular component: nucleus. The transcript is spliced from 7 exons. Gene Ontology annotation, molecular function: DNA-binding transcription factor activity, RNA polymerase II-specific; protein dimerization activity; RNA polymerase II cis-regulatory region sequence-specific DNA binding.